AUGGCGGCGGCGGCGAGCAGCAGCGGGUCCAAGACCGAGUUCAUUGUGGGAGGGAAAUACAAGCUGGUGCGGAAGAUCGGGUCCGGCUCCUUCGGGGACAUCUACCUGGCCAUCAACAUCACCAACGGCGAGGAGGUGGCGGUGAAGCUGGAGUCGCAGAAGGCGCGGCACCCGCAGCUGCUGUACGAGAGCAAGCUCUACAAGAUCCUGCAGGGCGGCGUGGGCAUCCCGCACAUCCGCUGGUACGGCCAGGAGAAGGACUACAACGUGAUGGUCAUGGACCUGCUGGGGCCCAGCCUGGAGGACCUCUUCAACUUCUGCUCCCGGAGGUUCACCAUGAAGACGGUGCUGAUGCUGGCCGACCAGAUGAUCAGCAGGAUCGAGUACGUGCACACCAAGAACUUCAUCCACAGAGACAUCAAGCCCGACAACUUCCUCAUGGGCAUCGGCCGCCACUGCAACAAGCUGUUCCUGAUCGACAUCGGCCUGGCCAAGAAGUACAGGGACAACAGGACGAAGCAGCACAUACCCUACAGGGAGGACAAGAACCUCACCGGCACGGCCCGCUACGCCAGCAUCAACGCCCACCUGGGCAUCGAGCAGAGCCGCCGGGACGACAUGGAGUCCCUAGGGUACGUCUUGAUGUAUUUCAACAGAACCAGCCUGCCGUGGCAAGGGUUAAAGGCUGCCACAAAGAAACAGAAAUACGAGAAAAUCAGUGAGAAGAAGAUGUCCAUCCCUGUGGAAGUUCUAUGUAAGGGCUUUCCUGCAGAGUUUACCAUGUACUUAAACUACUGCCGUGGGCUGCGCUUCGAGGAGGCCCCGGAUUACAUGUACCUGAGGCAGCUCUUCCGCAUUCUUUUCAGAACCCUGAACCACCAGUACGACUACACGUUUGACUGGACGAUGUUAAAGCAGAAAGCAGCCCAGCAGGCAACCACCUCCACCGGGCAGGGUCAGCAGGCCCAACCCCCCACAGGUUUCUGAGCAUGAAUGAAGGAAUAGAAGGAACAGUGCAGAUGACCCGAGCAGCAUUUGUUUCUCCCCAAACCUAGAAAUUUUAGUUCAUAUGAACACUGGCCAAUGGUUGUGGACAACCAUUUACUUGGUGUAAAGAGCUUAAUUUCGGUAUAAACUGGAUCUGAGCAGCAUUGGUGAUGCUGUGUCCCGAGUUCUAGUCGCUGUCAUUGUGAAUAAUAACCCCGACAGUGAAACAUGGUGUCCAGUUUUCUAUUGCAU
Molecule: messenger RNA, 1239 nt
Organism: Pipistrellus kuhlii (Kuhl's pipistrelle)
Lineage: Eukaryota; Metazoa; Chordata; Mammalia; Chiroptera; Vespertilionidae
Product: casein kinase I
Exons: 1
Coding region: 1-987 (328 amino acids)
Biological process (GO): signal transduction; peptidyl-serine phosphorylation; negative regulation of canonical Wnt signaling pathway
Cellular component (GO): nucleus; cytoplasm
Molecular function (GO): protein serine/threonine kinase activity; ATP binding
Source: RefSeq, a predicted model, not a curated record